GUAUAAAUAUUAUGAAGUGUUGUAUAUAAAAUAAUGAUACAUAUGGAGUGUAUAUACACAACGCUUUGCUUUUUUGUUAUAAAAAGUGUUAUCUAUUACUUUAGGUAACACAACCAAUAGGUGACACUACUAAAAGUUUUGCAUAUCACAUGCAUAUACACCACUUUUGACACUUUUUACAACACAUUUCACGUGUUGGCAAAUGUCACUUUUCCCGUAGUGCUACCUUGCUUCUUGGCUUUUCCUUCUCUUAUUCUCAUUUCGUUAGCUUCUAUCUCUAACUUCUCUCUCUAAAAAAAUCAGAUAUUUUUAAGUGAUUUCAGAUCUCAAAUGAAGGGGGGGAGUCGCCUAUUUAUAGAGAUUAGACUGUUGGGCAAGUUCACGGUUGAGUAGGCAAAGAUCGCGGCUGUGAUCUUCGAUGGAGAGGUCGCAAUCUGGAGGGUCAACGAUUUAUGCCUUCAUGGGUGUUGCAUUCGCGGCUUGAUAUCUCAGUCACGAUCUGGUACGAGAUGUCACGACCUUUAACUUUAUCGCGGGUAAGAUAAUUGGAGUUGCGAGUGGACUAUCGAAAGUCCUUGAUCCUCUUUUGGUGGCUACUCCUGAAGUUCGCGCACUGGGCUAAAGACUUUGUGGCCGCGAUGGAGGUUGCGAUCUUCGUGCUCUGGUUCACGCCCUCUCUUCAUUGCCUUGAUCCGAUUGCUCCCGAUCGUGAUCUCGUGAUUUUGCACCUAAUGCUACACUUGUGACCCCUUUUCGUACCUAAAACGUUCAUAUCAUUUAAAUCAUCCUAAUAUAAUAAUAUUCUCUUCGAAGAACAAAAUGGAUGUAUUUGAUGAUAUAUUGACCAAUAAGACAACGAAAUGACUAAAAAAACCUUAAAUAUGAAGGAUUAAUAACAUCAUUUUUGGUGUUAUCAGUAGCAUGUGUUGAUCCACGAUGUUCUAUCACUAAUUAUUGUAUUUUUCCUUGGUGAUUCAUUGAUUUCCUGGAAAAGCAAGAAAUAAAAGAUAGUUUCUCGAUUUUCCUGUGAAGCUAAAUAUCAUGCCCUAGCGUAAGCCAAUUGUGAGGUUCAAUAGUUGCUUUACUUGCUUCGUGAUUUUCAGGUUGAUCAUCCCAAGCCAGAAACUUUGUAUUGUGACAGCCAAAGUGUCAUCUACAUUGCUUAGAAUCACCACGAGCGCACCCUUCAAUCGUCUCUUCUCCAAGUUUGGUGUGCAUAAUCUAUGCCCACCACCUUACGGCGGCGGGGAGGGGUGGGGGGGGGGGGUAACAGACAAUGAACAUUGAUAUUUCAUUUCAAUUCCAAUGGUAACUUGGCUCGGGUAGACGAAGACUUCUCCAGCGUCAUUUUAGGGACAGAGCUAGCUUGUUAGCCCCCCUAAACUUUUUAAAUUGCACAACAUAUGAAAUUAAAACACAAAUAACAUUGGCAUCGUAGAGGUUAAGCAGGCGUUAUCCUCAUCUCUUUUCUAAAAUUUCUUGUUUCAACUUAUAAUUAGUUUUUCUGAAACCACUUGUUGGGGGUUGAUUACCUUCUCUUUGCUAGUUAAUUUCGUAUUUGUUUUCUUCAACUUAUGGCGAGCUUCUUUGAAAUAACUUCAACUUAUAAUUAGGUUCUUUGAAAUCACUUUUUCAGGGUUGAUUACCCUUUCCGUGUAAGUUAAUUUCUUUGAAAAUUUAUCAUGUUUUCAUUUAUAAAUAGUCAUGACUACUAUAUUUUACGACUAGAUUUAUUUUAAAUUUUGAAAUUAUGAGGAAUUUUGUUUUGAAUUAUCAAAUUGAUAAGUAUAUAUGAAAAAAAAAAAAAUUGGCCCCUCCUAAUCAAGAAUCCUGGCUCCAUCCCUGACUCAUACGAUGCCGUUUUGCCACUUCAUUUCGCUUUCUUUUCUUUUUUCUGUUCAAGAUUGUACUUUGUUUUCUCACAAAUUUAGCUCCCAAACAAAACUGUAAGGAGUUGGUUUUGUCUUGUUACUUUGAUCCGCAGCUUAUAAAGCGCAGAAGAUGAAUGAGAAAGAAAUAGGAUUUAGGGUUUUACCAAACCAAAGCUGUUGCUACACCCAUCUUGAAGAUACUUGAGACUGGGAUGAAGAAGGUUUCUUCUCUCAUCACUUCUCUUCGUCAAACUUGUGCAUGUGACGACCUACGUAUACCCUCGCCAUAAUACUAAUUACCUCUUUGCUAAAAGCAACUUAAUCGCGUGAAAGUAGCUCUCAUAAAUUAAUAUAAGCCAAGUUGCAUCGCAAAUUGGUAUAGCAUAAAUGCAGAUCCCGUCCCCAUCCACACACGCUCCGACGUCGAAGGCGGGGAACGAAAAGCACACACCAAAAGUCCUGGCCGGUCGACGCACCCAUUUAAUGCAAACACAAGAGGGGAGACAGUUGCAGGCCCCCAUCAUUCAAUUGUUUUCAGCCUAGCUACCUACCUUUUGACUCCUUCCUUCCCAACUUCUCUUGCUCUCUAUCAUGGCCAGUUGAUCAUUUCUUCCCAUGAAUCUCAUAUCAUCCUAUCCAAUACACUCAUUACUCACUCAUUAGCCGCCUUUGCUUACCAUAUUCUUUUCCAACCAUCUAUAUAAGAGCAUCACGCCUCAAGAACUCCAGUAUAGCAAUCAACCACUAAAAAGAAAAGAAAAGAAACAAUCACGUGUAGCUUAGCAUGGCAAAGUUGGGCCGGAAUAUGGUACUGUUUUUCUUGCUCUGGGUUGCCGCCGUGGCGAGCGGAGGGGCUCGAGGGCAAGGGACGAGGGUUGGGUUCUACUCGAGGACGUGCCCGCGGGCGGAGGCGAUCGUGCGGUCGGUGGUUCAGUCGCACUUCAGCUCCGACCCAAGCAUUGCGCCCGGAAUACUGCGGAUGCACUUCCACGACUGCUUCGUCCACGGCUGCGAUGCCUCCAUCCUCCUCGACGGGCCCACCUCCGAGAAGACCGCGCCGCCCAACCGCCAGCUCCGAGGGUUCGACGUCGUGGAUGACGCCAAGGCUCAGUUGGAGGUCGCUUGCCCCGGCGUCGUUUCCUGUGCCGACAUCCUCGCUCUUGCGGCCCGUGACUCCGUUGCCGUGACGAAUGGGCCUUUUUGGAGUGUGCCCACCGGGAGAAGAGACGGGAGGGUGUCGUUGGCAUCGGACGCCGCCAAUUUGCCGGCCUUCAACGAUUCGGUGGCCGUGCAAAUUCGCAAGUACGACGAGAAGGGUCUCAACGCUCAGGACCUCGUAGCCCUUUCUGGAGCCCACACGAUCGGGACGGCAGCGUGCCAGCUGUUCAGGUACAGGCUGUACGGCUUCCCGGGCGCGGCGAGCGGAGCGGACCCGUCGCUGGACGCGGCGUUCGUGCGGCAGCUCCGCGCGCUGUGCCCGCAGAACGGGGACGGGGCGAGGCGGGUGGCGAUGGACACCGGCAGCCCCAACCGGUUCGACGCCAACUACUACGGCAACCUGAGGAGUGGGCGCGGUGUGCUGGAGUCCGACGCCGUGCUGUGGGCAGACGCAGGCACGAGAGGGCUGGUGCAGCGCUUCCUGGGGAUUCGGGGGCUGGCGGGGCUGACUUUCGGCGUGGAAUUCGGGAGGUCGAUGGUGAAGAUGGGCAAUGUUGAGGUCAAGAGCGGAGCUGCGGGAGAGAUUCGUACACUCUGCACCGCUGUCAACUGACCUCUAGCUAGUCCACGAAAUUAAAGUUUACGCGGACAAAGUCCUUUUUCUCUUGUAUUUUCUGCAUAAACGUUGACUAGGCAAAUAUUUAUUCGGGGAAGUGUGUAUACUGUAAGAUUGUUCUUUUCGUGGAACAUUCGUGUAAUUUUAAACAUCGUUUUUGUAAUGAAAAUGUGGGUAUUGCUAUGCAAUUGUCUACUCGAUUAAUUAAACAGGAUGGUAUAGUGCGAAACUGUAAAUCAUAUUUUCGAUCAAAUCACACAUCACAGUACGCUGUCUCACUUUUUUCUCUCUUUUCGUAUCAUCUUAUAGGAGAUUCCACUUUAGAGUUCAACUUCAACUAUACAAAUACCACACAAUCACAAUCUCAGGAAAACAAAAAGACAGAGAGCGAGAGCUCUUUCUUCGUGUAAGAUGGACGAGACCAAAGGUGGACCAGGAUCUUCAUAUUCCAACCUCAGAAAUUAAUGACCAACUUGAUAUGUGCAAAAUAUGGUAGGUAGUUCAAGGGAUUGGCAUCACCGGGGUUGACCGCGAAACCACGCUGGCACAAUAGUAUUGGCAGGCCUCCAGCACGAAGUCUUAAAAGUUAAAACAUUACACAUAGGGGUUGUUUGGUUUCUCGGAUUGUUAAAUCGGUAUAUGGUUGAAUUUAUGUAUUGUAGAUUAUAUUAUUUGGUAUCUGUAUUUGUGUUUUUAAUAAGUAAAAAAUAAAGUUGCUUUGAUAAAUGAUAAUGGGCCUAGCCCAGAGGAACUCGUUAACUGGUUGUUUAAUUUUUCCUUUUUAGAUGAUAAUUUCAAUCUAACUCACUCUACCUUGAAAUUUCGAUCAUUAUAUGUCAAAUGGGAUUUUUUUUCUCUCAUCUCAAAAUGAAUUUGAUCCAUAGGGUGGGAGAAGUGGGCGAAGAAGAUUAGUGCAGAGAGCAAGAGGUUUUGGGUCGGUGGACGGUGGUGUGAAUAAAAAGAGAAUAUUUGAGUUUGUAGCGCGAUUUCGAUCUCGACUUAGCUGUUGGUUUGCGCUUGAAGUAGGGCUUCAAUCUAAUUCGUAAGAGUCUUUAUGUCGUCUCCCAUGCUUGUGACACAAGCACUACAACCGUUUUGGGAUGACCUGACGAAAUUACAAUUUGUCAUUUUAGGUUUAUCACAAUAUAGAUCAUAUAAUAGGCAGAACAAAAAUUUCUCAUAUCAGUUAUGUUUUUUUUACAACAAAUUUUUUUUCAUAAAACUUUGUCAUAUUAGAUACAUAUUGUGACGAAUUUAUAUAUUGUCAUAAUAUUUUUGUCAUAUUACAUCUUUAUUAUGACAAAUAUUUUAUGUCAUUAUAAGUUUGUCAAAAUAGCGGUGUUGCACUUCAUUUUAAGUAAUAUAACUUUAGUAAUAUGACAAAGUUAUAUUAGUCAAAAUAUGGGUACUUUUAUUCUUUUCUUUUUUAUGUGCGGAUAAUGGAAAUGAGAGAGGGAAAAUAGGGCACAAAAAUUAAUCUAAUUUCCCUCCAUCGCUCCAAAACCAGAUCGACUAUGAAUUUUUGCCCCAAAAAUUGAAAGACACCGCUCAAAAAACCUCUACGAAUCGAAACCAGUAUUUCUUCUCUGUAACACCGAAACCUCUCAUCAAAUCCUCCACGCAGAAUCGAGCAAGACGACAGUACUCUAAUCACCCUACUCUUCUUCGAUCACCCUCUUCUUCUUCAUUUUCAGCCGAUUGCAUUUUGUUGGGGAUUUUUGGGGGAGUUUGGGUUUGUGUCGAUUACAAUACGAUUUUGUUGAUUUUGAUAAAUGGAAUCCCUACAUGUGGUCUUGCAUGUGUAACUCAGAGAAAUGCAUGCGUAACUUAGAGACUGGAAAUUAAGUUUUCGGAUUCAA
Linum trigynum is the source of this 5504-nucleotide messenger RNA. NCBI's taxonomy places the organism in Eukaryota, Viridiplantae, Streptophyta, Magnoliopsida, Malpighiales, Linaceae. The record is from the annotation of a GenBank genome assembly.